GACGUGUCACCAUCAGGGCCAGUCACCGUCGCAAGACUGGUAUAAAUACCCACCGAACCCUGUUAGGGCAUACAGUCGAACAGACAGCCUCAACCAUGAACAAGUGGAUCGCUCUGGCGCUGCUGGCCUGUGUGGCCGCCGUCUGUGCCGAGGAGACCCCGGCCGCCGAAAACCAGGACCUCGAGCAGGAGGAGUCCAUCGUUCACGGCUACGGCCUUGGAGGCUACGGAGGCUAUGGCUACGGCCGUGGUUACGGAGGGUACGGCUAUGGUCGUGGCUACGGAGGGUACGGCUAUGGUCGCGGCUACGGAGGCUACGGCGGCUACGGCCUUGUAGGCUACGGAUACGGCCGUGGUUACGGAGGCUAUGGCGGUUACGGAUAUGGCCGCGGUUACGGCUAUGGCGGCUACGGCCUUGGAGGCUAUGGCGGAUACGGCUACGGCCGUGGUUAUGGAGGCUAUGGCGGAUACGGCUAUGGUCGUGGCUACGGCUAUGGUGGCUAUGGCUAUGGCGGCUACGGAUAUCACUAAAUCUGAAGUUGGCUGAUGGCGGCGGCGCACAUAUGCUGUUCAAGGAUCCGACCUCAGGAACAUUAUUUGCGACACGGAGGAACCCUGCACAACGCCAGAGUGCUGCUUUCGCUAUAUCGAUUAUACAGCUUUAAUUAGAGUUAGCUAUUCAAUGCAAGGUUUUGAUGAUUGUUAUUACGUGAAAACGGGCUUAAUCAUCGUUAGUGAUGAUUUGACAGUAUUACCAGCACAGCUCAUCGUAAAUAAAUGAACUACUAAAAAACCACUGUGUAUCAUAACUGGAU
Molecule: messenger RNA, 814 nt
Organism: Amphibalanus amphitrite
Lineage: Eukaryota; Metazoa; Arthropoda; Thecostraca; Balanomorpha; Balanidae
Product: keratin-associated protein 19-2-like
Exons: 4
Coding region: 96-530 (144 amino acids)
Source: RefSeq, a predicted model, not a curated record